Aspergillus calidoustus is the source of this 942-nucleotide messenger RNA. The record is from the annotation of a GenBank genome assembly. Lineage: Eukaryota; Fungi; Ascomycota; Eurotiomycetes; Eurotiales; Aspergillaceae.
AUGAGAAUCGCGAUAGCUGGAACCGGCGAUCUCGCCCGCUACUUCUACGCCUCCCUCCGGCACCACAACCACACCCCAAUCGCACUAACCCGCUCCCCCAAACCCUUCCUCGACAAGCUCUCCAUCGAGCAACGAGUAACAGACUACACUGUACCAUCAUUGACAUCCCACCUCUCGGACUGCGACGCCGUCAUCUCCACGAUCUCCGCACAACCACCGGACCACAUAACCGCACACCUUGCCCUCCUCUCCGCAUGCAGACUCUCCCCGCGCUGUAAACGCUUCAUCCCCUCCGAAUGGACGGGGAACAUCGAGAAACAUCCUGAGUUGGAACCGAGGUAUAUGCACGAUACGCGCGAGCCGAUUCGGCAGGCGUUGAGGGAGCAAGAUGAGGUUAUGUGGACGAGUGUGCUUGUCGGGUGGUUUGCAGAGUAUCUUCUCCCGGUGAAACAUGAGGGGAGGUAUUUUGGGGCGUUGACGGCUGGGUGGCCGGUUGAUUUCGAGAAGAGAGUGUUUGUGCUUUAUGGGGACGGGGAAGGGAGGGUUACUUUGACGAGUGCUUGGGAUGUUGUUGGGGCUGUUGUGGGGUUGAUUGAGAGUGAAGAUGAGAAGAGCUGGGAGGAGUAUACACAUAUCGAAGGGGAGACGGUUUGUUGGACAGACCUGUUAGCGCUUUUGCAGGAGAGGAGUGAAGGUGAAGAGUGGACGGUUGUGAGUAGAGGAUAUGAGGAUGCGGUUAAGCAGGUAGAGGAGGCGGAGGAGAGUGGUGAAUAUGGGAGUAAGGUGGAGGCGCAGUUGCAGUUGCUCGGAUAUACAAGUUUUAACAGUGUUGAUGCUGAGAAGGCAAAGAGGCAGAGGGAGGUUUAUUUUCCUGGGGUGCGGGUGCGGGGUAUUGAGGAAGCUUUGGAUGAGGUUAAGGCGAGUGGAAAGAGUGCGGUAUAA